Molecule: messenger RNA, 2853 nt
Organism: Pseudozyma hubeiensis SY62
Lineage: Eukaryota; Fungi; Basidiomycota; Ustilaginomycetes; Ustilaginales; Ustilaginaceae
Product: protein kinase
Exons: 1
Coding region: 1-2853 (950 amino acids)
Biological process (GO): protein phosphorylation; tRNA export from nucleus
Cellular component (GO): cytoplasm
Molecular function (GO): ATP binding; protein kinase activity
Source: RefSeq, a predicted model, not a curated record
AUGGACUACUUCAAAUCGCUCAGCUCGGCCGCCUCGUCGGUGCUCUCGUCCGCAGCAAGAUCGGGUCCUCUUCCCAACUUCACCAUCGGCCAAGAGAUCGGCGAGUACCGCCAGCAGACACUCUGGUCACUCUAUUCAGCGGUCAAGCGUGACGACAAUGCUGCCUGCACAGUGCUCGCCUUUGACCUUUCCCAUCCUCACAAUGCAAGCCGCGCCAAUCUUCUCCCGCUCGCAAAGAACGCCGCCAGGAAGCUCCGCAUCACUCGCCAUCCCGACGUGCUCAAGCUGCUCGACAGCGCAGAAACCAACACCUCCGUCUACAUUGCUGUCGAAAAGGCGACGCCGCUGUACAAGGUGCUUGCGCAAUCCGAAGACAAGCGUGCCACUCCUCAGCGUCAAGACUGGAUCGUCUGGGGCCUUUCCUCGAUCGUCAACGCCGUCAAAUUCCUCAACGUCGAUGCCGCUUCCACCCAUGGCAACCUUCGGCCCGAGUCCAUCUUCAUCAGCGCAUCAGGCGAGUGGAAGCUGGGUGGGUUCGACGUCUUGACACCCAAUGCCGAAGCCCCGCACGGCCUCCUCUUCACCCAAGGCUCCUUGAUACCCGACGGCAACCGAUAUGCGCCCCCCGAACUCAAGCAGAAUGGCUGGAACGUCUUGGCAAACAUGGACUCGACCUUGUUCGACAGCUACGCGCUCGCCCUCGUGGCCAUCGAGGCGUUCAACGGACCCUUACCACCCCAGAACGGCACGGCUGCCCCUCCAAGAGGUCACGUACCGCAGCAGCUCUAUGCUGCGUUGCAGCGCAUGCUCGUCCCCAACGCAAAAACGCGCAACACGGUAGUCCGAAUCUGGGAAGCAGGCGAGGCCGAAGGUGGUUUCUUCAAGGAAAACACGCUCGUCAAGGUGGCAAGAGGUCUCGACGGCUUCCUGCUGGCGACCGAAAACGAAAAGGCCUCGAUCAUCAAGCUCUUGCAAGAAAAGCCCGACUCGUUCACUCCGGAUUUCCUCAUGUACAAGGUCCUCCCAGCGCUGGUCGCAGCUCUCGCUGCCGUGCCUCCGCCUGGUACUAUUCCAUCCGCCAGCACGCAAGCUUCCGUUUUGCUGCCCUUGGUGCUUCGUCUCGGUCAGCCUUUGCCAAAGGAAGAAUGGAACGUCAGCGUGGUGCCUCCGGUGCUUAAAGCGUUUACAUCUCCCGACCGAUCCACACGUAUGGCUUUGCUCGAGAACCUGUCCCUCUACGCUGAACGCAUGGACAACCGGAUCGUCACAGACAAGCUUUGGCCGAACCUCAUCACGGGCUUCAACGAUUCGGUGCCCGUCAUCAGAGAAGCUACUCUCAAAGCCAUCCUCCCACUUGCACCAAAGCUCUCGGACCGUAUCCUCAACAACGACUUGCUGCGUGUCCUCGCACGUACUCAGGUGGAUCCGGAAGCAGGCAUCCGUACCAACACCACCAUCUUGCUCGGUCGGCUCGUACCGCACCUAUCCAUAUCAACGCGCAAAAAGGUUCUUAUUCCCGCAUUUUCGCGCAGUCUCAAGGACCAAUUUGUGCACGCCCGUGUUGCAGGUCUCAUGGCUUUGAUGGCGACAGGCGACUCGUUCGAUCACGAGGAUUGCGCAAGACACGUGCUCCCCGCCGUCACUCCCUGCAUGGUGGACAAGGAGAAGCUCGUUCGUGACCAGGCAGACAAGGCGGUCAAGAUGUUCCUCGAGAAGGUCGAGUCUGGAAGGACGGGCAUGCCCGAUACAGCGCUCACUCCCGAGCAGCUCAAUGGAUCGACGUCGUUCAGCGCACAAGGUGAUGCAGCAGCGAACGGUGCGGGGUAUGCCACCGCCAUGGCUGCAACGGCGGGCAGCGCAGCGACAGCGUUGGCGGGAUGGGCUAUGACUUCGGCGCUCUCAUCGCUCUCCAACUCCUCAUCCGCACCGACCGUACCAAAUGGAAAGCCGCUUUCUUCUGCUGCAGAAUUGCAGUCUCAGAUGGAUGGACGCAGUAGCACACCAAUUGGAUCCGCAGGCGUCUCGGCAACACCAUCGCCGUCUACCCAACCAUCUCCCUCCUCCGGCUUUGCGAGUCUUCGACUCGGUUCCGGCUCGGCCGCGACCGAUGCGGACUCCAACAGCUGGGCACAAGAUUCGUACACUUCGGCCAAGUCACCACUCGACUAUGAUCUUGACGAUGACGCAACUGCGCCAUCCGCUUCCGCUGCUUCCGCUGCUUCCGCGUUCCAAAUGCAGUCGGCAGCUUCAGAUGCCGACCUAAUGGAUGUCAAUGACGACACUGCCGAUUGGUCAAGUUUCGAAGUAGGUCAACCAAAGAAGAAGCCCACCGUCGGACGCACCAAGAUGGCGAAAGCGAAAUUGGGACCUCGACGAACUGCCAGCAACAAUGCUGCUACCGCAGCUGCGAGGGCGGCGGUGCAAGCGGAUCCCAAACAAGCCAUCAGUCGAAGCAGUCUGAAAGUUGCUGCCCCAGUGGAAGCGGAAGAAGCGUGGGGAGAGGACGCUUGGGACAACGCCGCAAAAGCUACGGAGGCGGUAGAAGGUGGGUCGGCGUCUCAGUCGACGACGUCGUUGGUGGAUUCGCAGGAGCUCACAGCGCAAGCGUUUGAAGCGCCUGUACCCAAGGAUAUUGCUGCGGCCCCGCAGGCAGACGACGCGUGGGCAGCAUUCGACGAUAAUGCAGAGGAGGAGGAAGAUGCGUCCCCAGCAGCGGUAGUGGUAGCAGCGGUGGCAGCGCCCAUGUCCAAGGAAGAGAAGAAGGCGGAACUCGAGAGGAAGAGGAACGAGAGGAAGUUGAGAUUGGAACAGCUGAAGAAGGAGAAGGAGGAAGCGAGACUGCGGGCGCUUUGA